UUUACAGGAUUUAAGCAAAUCUGCUGGAAUUCCUUGAUCUUAUUCCUGUUCCCUACAGCUUGAGUAUUAUACCAGCCUUGGUAUGAUUGAUUGCUGUUAACUACCUCUCUUUUUAGGCUUUCACUGAAGAUCUCUGUGGAGGAAGCAUUAGUAUUUCAGCUGGUCUUGAUGAAUAGUAGUCCUGCCAGUUCAGGAGAAAUGGGUUGAAUUCCAGAGAGCCAAGAACAUUUUAGAAGAUGGUACUUCUUGUUCCAAAAUUCAAUACAGAAUAAUCUGGAAAAAUCAAAACAGAAAGACUCUGUAGGGAAUCAUAGGCUUAUUUCAAUAGAACUGUGCUUGUAUCAGGGUGAGAAGGUCAUUAGUGUUAAAUAGUGGACUUAGAUAUUUACAACUACUUCAAAUUUGCCCAUACAAGGAAGUUCAGUAUCUAUUUUACCUUAUCUGUAGAUACAUUACCAAUCUAAACUGACGUAGUUAUAUUGGUGUGAUUUUCUUCUUUGUCUUCCUCUACCGUGGAGAGGGCCAUGUAGCCAUGAGAAGCUUUUGAGAAUCCUGAGAUCCACCUCUCUCAAGAAAAUGUCAUUAUAUGUGCCAGAAAACCAGAGGAGUCUUGGCAAGAAGGAAGUAGUUCCAAAAGAGGAACCCCCACAGAGGAGACAACUGCAAACCCCACUAUAUCUGUCCAUAGUUCAUCAUUCUUCCAAAAACUGAAUACAGACUUGGACUUCUGUUGCUUUCGGUGCACUGGCCUGUGUUUCCUUUAAAAUUACUUUUUCUAGGAAAUUACUUUAUCUAGGAAAACCUUGCUUUGAGAGGGAAGCAACUCAGAAGCUACUGUGAGAGAAAUCCAAUGCAGGCUUUUGCUAGAGAUUUUGAGCCUAUGUGUCAGGGCUAAACAGUGAGUGUCUUAAGGGAGGGAGUUCUGAAGGAGCAUCAAUAACUUCUACUGCUGAUUAAGGAGCAAAUUGCUCUGAAUGCUAGUAGAUUUUCUGUUUGUGUCUCCAGUGUAUCCUUUCCUUGUGUUUUCACUGGAGUAAGUGCUUUUAAAUUCCAACACAGUCCUGUAUUUUUAUGUGUUCCUUUUUUACCAGUGCUGCCUGGGAGUUAAAGCACGCUGUUGCAUCUAAGCUAUUUCCAUCCUCUGUUGCCCUGAUCGUCUGCCUCCCUCACUACGAGGAUAUAGGAGAUUUGCUCCUAAUUAACUGAGUGCAAUUCUUGGCCAAAUGCACUCCAGAAAGAGCUCCUUCCUACCACUCAGCAACUCCCGUAAAAGAUCCAGCAGGUAGUGAAAUUUCCUUGCCUUUGAUGACUGAGGAUGAGGCAACACAAAACUGUCAAGUGAAGUGAGUAAUGGGCAAUAAGUGAAACAGGAAAAAAGGCUUUUUGUCAAGCCAAUGGAUUUUUAGCAGCCCAUUCCUUGUUUUUAUGCUGAAGUCUUUGGAAGUGCUACUUAGCAGACUUGGCCAGAAGUGAGCUCAGUUCUUAAGGUGACCUUCAUGUUUCAUGCUAGAGAAUACCAGGAGUUAAUCCUUCCAAAAUCAGAAUAUAAGUAUAGGAAAUGCCCAAUAGACUGAGCUGAGAAGAAGCACAGGGAACGUUUAAAAAAAAUCUGAGAUUGAACAGCUUCAAAUGGGCCAAUUCCCUUCUUAGAUUUAAUAGUGUUAAAAACUUGUUGUAGCCUCGAACCCUAAUUCAGAUGAAAGAGCAGUAAGCUAAAAACACUACCCCCCCCCAUGGGAUUGUUCAUGGUAAUACAAUAAUGAUCAACCCUCUGGAAAGCAUCCUAGCCAACUGAGGGAAAAUAAAGCCCAAGGUCAAGGAGAAGCUUGAUGGAAAAAUCUCUGGAGGCAAUACCCAUGGGGGCAAGAUGCAGGCUGAAAAUUGGGAAUGCACCUUGGAGAGGGCUGUGCCACCUGUGGGUUUUCCAUGGGGAGAUCUGGAAGCUGCUUAACGUAAAGUUUUCUGGGUCCCAUUUACCUGGGUUCAAGUAUGAGGAGAGCUGACUUCGGGAAGCUGCAAGCAGGUAAUCGAGGAGGCAGCGGUGGGGGGAUAAAGUCCAGAUUCCUUCCAAGAAGUCUAAUCUCUGGCAAGUGUGCGCGCACACGCCGUUUCCUUUCCCGGUUGUUGCCGGGGGCUUUGCAGUAGGACACAGCCCCAGCUCCUGGCCGUGCUGCAGCCUCUGUGCCGCGGGGAGGGGAGGAAGAAGCAGCUGCGGGAAGGAGGCAUUGCAGGAGAGGAGCGGGCGGCCGCCCGGGCGCUGGGGAGGCGGAGGCUGGCGCUGGGAGAAGCGCGUACCUGGAGCACGGGGGAGGCUGGGCAGAGGAGGGGACAGCGGGGAGCGGAGCGGGCUGAGGGUGCGCCCCACCGCCUGCGCUCCCUCCUCCCGCUUUCAGAUGCGCUAGGUAAAUUCUGGGGCGUGCUGUCCUCCCUUAUUUCUCUCCCAUCUUUUUCCCCUUCCUGAAGAGAAGACUCAAGGAGAAGAGAUGGGGAAAGGAAAGGGAAAGUGAGAUUCUAAGAUGCUGCUGGGAACUUUGAUCCCUUCCCUUAUAUCCCUUUCCCUGCGUAGAAAUGGAAAAGGCAUCCUGCUGCCCCCGGUGCGGAGUGGCUAGCGUGGGAAAGCAGAGCCCCGCAGCUGAACGAGAAUGUGAUGCUUGAGGAACCUUCUGCCCACUUUUUACAGGAGGGAUGGAGAUCUCAAAAAUACUCGGGCUCCUGGUGGAGCUCUCGAGUCUGCUAUCCUGUCUCAGAUGUGUGGAGGCUUUCUUGGGAUCCCAGCCCAACCAAAACCAUUUGCAGAGUGCAGCAUCCAGCGGCUGUGCUGUCGGACCCCUGGGGUAUUACAAUGGCUCGCUGGCGGUCACUGAGGCGGGGGCAGAAUGUCUCAACUGGGCAGAGUUCCCCGAUUAUGUCCAGCAGUACCCAGACCGUGGCCUGGGGGACCACAACCACUGCAGGAACCCAGAUGGGGGAACGACACCCUGGUGCUUCUACCGGCUCUCGUCAGGGGCCAUCGGCUGGUCCAACUGUGACUGUAACCAAGGUGCUGUGCGGUUGGCUGAAGAUAGUAGUGUGGAGCUGUACUUCAGUGGACUCUGGGGUACCAUCUGUGCUGACCACUGGACUGACUGGGAUGCCAGUGUUGUCUGCAGGCAACUAGGUCUCAGUGAGAUCGGCACAGCUGGGAAGAAGAGUCAUCCUGGACCAUGGCCUGUUCCCCUGCACCUGCAGUCAGCAAACUGCCAUGGGGAUGAGAAAGCUCUGCUGCAGUGUGGCUAUCAGGAAGCUGUGUCGGGAGCUUGUAAACAGGGGAGUGCCAUGGUAACUUGCGUUCCUCCAGAAGGUGUAGGUGCCCCACUGCGUAUUGUUGGGGGGAAGGAGAGCUUUGAAGGGCGAGUGGAGGUUUACCACGAUGGCAAGUGGGGCACCAUCUGUGACGACCAGUGGGACGACCGGGAUGCUGAAGUAGUCUGUAGACAGCUGGGACUCAGUGGGACCCCAAAAGCCUUGUCAUGGGCUCACUAUGGGCAGGGAUCUGGCCCAAUCCUGCUGGAUGAAGUGCAGUGCUCAGGCAAUGAACUCUCACUUGACCAGUGCAAGAAGAGUGACUGGGGACAGCAAAACUGUGACCACAUUGAAGACGCUGGGGUCUCCUGUGACCCUUUCACAGAGGGCACUGUCAGGCUGGCUGGUGGCCGCAGCCCCAGCGAAGGCAGGGUAGAAGUUUAUUACAAUGGAGAUUGGGGCACAGUUUGUGAUGAUGGCUGGACAGACCUCGGUGCCCAGGUGGUCUGCAGGCAGCUGGGCUUCAGUGGUCCUGCUGCCCUGGCCUCUGAAGGGGACUAUGCUGCUGGCCAAGGCUUUAUCUUACUGGAUGAUGUGGCAUGUGUGGGGACAGAGCUGUCCCUCCUGGACUGUCCCCACAGCAACUGGGGGCAGCAUGACUGCUCACAUGCCGAAGAUCUGGGAGUCCGCUGUUCCCCAGAAAGCAACACAGUCAUGGAUGGCAGCCUGGGGCCUCCCAUACGGCUGGUGGAUGGAGAAAGCACCAAGGAGGGACGGGUUGAGGUGUUACUGAAUGGGCAGUGGGGCAGUGUCUGUGAUGACGACUGGACGGACAGAGAUGCCACAGUGGUUUGCAGGCAACUGGGGUUCAGUGGUACCGCAAAAGCCAGAGCAAUGGCUUAUUUUGGCGAAGGCCAUGGGCCCAUCCAUCUGGACAACAUAGAAUGCAGUGGCACGGAGCACACCCUGGGGCAGUGUGCCAGGUCUGACACCACGAUUCACAGCUGCUGGCACAGUGAGGAUGCUGGUGUGAUCUGUGACUACGUGGAAGAGAAGGUCCAAGAUAUCAGAAGAACAGGUCCAGAGUCUGGUGUGUGUGGGAUGCGCCUUCUGCACCGUCGCAAGAAAAGGAUCAUAGGUGGAAACAAGUCUCUCAGAGGUGGUUGGCCAUGGCAGGCCUCACUUCGGCUGAAGGGUUUUCGUCGAGAUACUCGUCUGCUGUGCGGGGCAACACUGAUCAGCAGCUGCUGGGUGGUGACUGCAGCCCACUGCUUCAAAAGGUUCGGUGUUGAUGUGCGGCGCUACCUGCUGCGGGUGGGCGAUUACCACACAGGCGUGAAGGAUGAGUUUGAGAGGGAGCUGCCUGUGGAGCGGAUUGUCCUGCACAGGAACUACUGGGCUGGCAGCAAUGACAAUGACAUAGCCCUGGUCCGGGUGCGGGGCAGAGAAGGGCACUGUCUCUCCUUCAAUCGCCAUGUUCUGCCCGUCUGCCUGCCCGACAGGAAAGAGAGGUCUGACAUUAACAGGCAAGCCUGCAUCAUCUCCGGCUGGGGAGACACAGGGAAGUCCUAUUCAAGAACGCUGCUGCAGGGGGUGGUGCCUCUUCUCCCGCGGGAAGACUGUGAGGUCCGCUACGGGCAGAAGUUCACUAACCGCAUGAUUUGUGCCGGGAACCUCUCUGAAGAUAAACGGGUGGACAGCUGUCAAGGGGACAGUGGAGGGCCACUCAUGUGUCAGAGGUCGAAUGGGCGCUGGAUCAUUUUGGGCAUCACUUCUUGGGGGUAUGGCUGUGGUCGGAAGGAUUCACCCGGUGUGUACACAAAGGUCAGCAAAUUUGUACCCUGGAUCAAGAGAGUGACCAAGCUAAAAUGAAAAUGACUGGGCUCUAGGAACUUCAGCCUAUGGUCCUUUUGCCCUGCAGCAGCAGAAGGCUGAGGCUUCUGGUUGUGACUGAUGGAGAUUUAUUUUGUCAUUGGACACUGACAAAGGACUUUGAUGUAGAACUGGAAGAAAACCAGUUAUGACUGAUGCUUUAGUCUUUGAUUUCACUUUAGUCUGUAAUCUGUAAGCAGAGAAAGCAGGUGCACACUGGUAACAAUGAUAAGUAUACAUUGCCCUAAGUAUCUGAGUCCCGUAAUGCAGUGACACUUGUCCUUUGCCCUGGCACACAGAAAUGGUAGAAGCAGAGAGAUACCUGCCACUGAAAAUCUAUUCCUGUUUGUAUGUCUGGACAGUUGAAAAAUGCUGCAAGGAGAGGUGAGAUGCUUGGAAGAUGGCACCGGGUGCUGGCAUAGUGGAAAUCUUCAGAUAUUUUUUCAUAACAGCUCUCUUCAAUUCCAGGAAUCAGAUGAUUUGAGCUGAGCUGGGGUUUUUUUCUUCCCUGUUAUGUCUCUAGGGGGAACCUUUUCUCUUCUGAAUAGUAUGUCUGCUUCCAUAUGAUCCCUUUCAAGUGUCUGCCCCUGCUAAGAGAUGCUUGUCCUUUCUGCUGUAAUCCUCUGUCACACGUUUCUAGCUGCCAGAUGCUACGGUUUUAUUGCUGCUUUCUCACUAUAGUGGUUCUUUGUGUGUGUUUGUUUUCUUGCUUCCUUAAAGUAGCAUCUCCUAGUUGUUGGUGUGGGAGUAAAUCUUCAUUUUUAAGAGACAGUAGCUUUCUUGCCCUUAUGAUUACUGUGAAGAACUUAAAAAUAUGACCUCAAGUGGCUGAAUAGACAUGUUAUUUUUCUUUAAAUCCAAAUGUAACGUUAAUCUCAAACAUUCAGGUGUUGAAUCAUGAUUUAACAGCACUGUAGGGACUUCCUCUUGGUAGCUUAAUCACCACAGUUAUUAGCUGCCCUUUACUUGUGCUGUUAGUCUUUAAUAUCUCUGUGUUCACAGUUCUCCCAUGAAACAUGGAAUUACUCCUGGGGUAUAGAUACACCUCAAGCAAAUUACUCACUCCUUGUGAAAAACAGUAAGUGUGCUGCAAAGCAGCUUCCUGCUUUCCUGAAGUGUGUCCUAUUCUUGAAACCUCUGGGCUACUCUUUCUUUUUUUCUCUUCUUUGCACUAUUUCUCUUUUCAUUCCUCUCAUUGGGAGUAAACUGGCUUAACUCAAGGGUAUGCAAGCACUGUCAUCAAGCUGUAGUUCUCAGCCUGAAAAGAAAUAAUGCUGAGAGAAAGCAGGGAUUAUUGAAUACUUCAAUUUCUUCCUUCCAUCUCAUCCAAACAAAUGAACAGAGUUCCCUCUUAUGCCUUAAGCAGUUUUUAAAGUUAAUUUAUUAUUCUUGGGUAGGUAAAAAAAUAUAAAACUAGACAGAAGGGCUAAGUGCAUUAACAGCUGUGCAGUGCACAGUGUCUUCUCACUGUGUAUAGAUAAGCCAGAGAGAAGACAGGUCUGCUCAGGAGCAGAAAGCUUUGAUGUGUAACAAAGGACCCAAAUGUGGAGUAAUAAUACAAGAUGGGACACGUGGAACUUGUGCCAGAUGUGCAUGUUUUGGGUUUGCUCAUGCACUGCAGGGUAGGCAAUCACUGGGUCUGGCACUGACCUGCUGCCUGGAAGGUCUGCACUCAAGGCACUGAGGUGUUCAGUAUCUAGGCAUUACAAAGGCAAGAACAGAGGGCAGAGCACAGCCUGUGGAUUAGCCCUGUCAUGUUACAGGGCAUGUGGUGACAGAGUUCUAGAAAUCACCUUGGAUUCAAUAAGUAGUGAUUGCCUAAAGCUUUAAUUUGUCUUCUGUAAAAUAGCUGACCUGGCUAGGUGGCUGAUUUUUGUGUGAGAAUGCUAAACUAAACAGUUCCAUUUACCCUCUCCAGGGGUUAUAGAAAAGUUGGGUUACCAGUAUUGGAAUGGACUGUUUAAAGAUCCUGCUUGGAAACUUUAUUUUAACAAAGAAUUGUAGAAAUCUUAAAAACAUGCAAUGUCAGAACCCCUGCAAACUGGCCUUGGAGACAAACCUGAUCUGUUUGUGCCUCUUCUUGAGGUCCAGAGUGUCUUCAGUGCAGCUUGUGCUGGUAGCCCUGUCUGAAGUGCCAGGCUUGAUCCCUUGGCAGCACUGUGCCUGGCUCCACACUAGCUGUGUUGUCCUAUGGCUGCUGGCAGAGAGUCUCUAAGAUGCAAGCUGCAGACUGCUCCUUAUCUCCCAGGAAUUAAAAUGGCAGGAGGACUGAAGGCAAUUAUGUCACAGCCCUCUGGUCUUGUAGGGGAUUAAAUGCCAAGUUCCACACUGGCAGCAACAGUACCUGUCUGGGAAAUGUGGAGGGAUUUGGCUUUUACCUUCAGCCUCCCCUGAGCCAGCAUGCUACAGCAGCUCAAAUGGAGUUUCUGUGCCUUGGGUGCUGUCACAUUUCUAGUUUAACUUGGUUUGAUCUUUCAGUUUAUACCCAUAACCCCAACAGGCAUAGAAACACCAAAAGGACUGAAACUGUGAGGUUAUUUCCCUAAGCCUACUUAGCAGAUGGCCAUUCAGCAGUUACAAUAAAUUACCAUGUAGCACAAGCGAGACACAGGCCUUGCAUUGUCUUCUGAAAUUCCCAUGUUCUAGUUCAAAAUAUUUCUUUCUCCCAGAUCUUAUCACCGUGAAAGCUUUGAGAAUCCUUGUAAUUUAACAUAUCCUGAGUCCUGCAUGAGCCAAGAGGAGAGAAGGAAGUAUCCAAUCUCCUUCCACUGCUUUUACACCCUACUGGUGCUGUAGAUGAGCCUGCCAAUACUCUCUUCCAUUGUCCUGGCCUGUUUCAGAGCACCACUAGUGCUCAUUGCUGUUUAACUGGGACUGUGGUCCAAACUAAACGCCUGUGCCAUGCCACUGAGGCUUACAAGAACUGCCUGGCUGGAUGAGCAGCACUCAGCCACCACAGGACUGUAUUUUGUAAUAUUAGCAAGCAGCAGAUGUUCCAAAAGGUAGUAUGUGUGAGUUUGUACUGAACAAGUUUUAACAACCUUUCCUUUUGGAGAAUUUUGCUCUUGACCCAUUUAAAUUAAUUACUUGCAUUACUAUUAUUAUUAUUAUUAAAAAUUGAAGUACAAGUACUUGGUCCCAUAGGUGUUGUUAAAACACUGCACUAUCCUUUUGUAAGUCCUUGUUUUUUCUAAGUAUAAGAGCUUAUAUCCCUAACUUUUAAAAACCUAUUUAAUGUAACCAACCUUCAUCUUCCAUAUAAAUGUUUAAAUUUUUAAUUUUGUGUUUAAUCAAACUAAGCUCUUUGUCUCAAUAUUUUCUGGCAAUGAAAACCAAUGCAAUUUUAUUCUCCAUAGCACAUAAUUUCUUUUUAUGGUUCCUGAAUUAAUUGCCUUUUGUUUUUAUUGAAUCCCAUUUGUCCUUGUGUUCUCAGCCAUAAGACGAACUAAGGAGCCUGGUUUUAUAUUCUCUGUUGUUCAUUACUCUAGAGAUAGUUCUUUUUCUCAGACUGUGGCUUCUCUGUCUCUCUUCAACCCAAACUGUCUAGGUGUCUCAUAACAUGCUGAACUAUCUUUCCCUGUCUUCUCUUUCUGCUGGAUCUUUAAACUUUGGUAACCAGAACUGAAUGCAGUUUGCCAGGGGAGGCUGUGUCACCUGCUGAUUAUUUGAGUACAAUUUUCUAUAGUAGGCAAUACUGUAAGUGAUUUUAGUGCUGUAUGUCUGUAUGCUGGAGCCAGCCUUAAACUUGCUAGUGCGGUCUUUGUGGCAGCCUUGUUACAAGGGGAUGAAAACCCACUGAGGUUAGUUCUCCCCGUGUCUCAGGCAGGUGCAGCAGUUGCACUGAGCUCACAGCAAUUGCUGCAGGUAUAUCUGGGGACCUCUGGGCAGGGAGCACCUGUAGAGCUUUGCCUUGGCUGACACUGGUAGGGCUGGUUCAGUCCACCUUUGCAGCAUCACUCUGUUGGAUAAGGCUAAUGCAGAUACACUGUUUCGAGGAGCUAAGAGCUCAGUCAGUGUUGCUGGUGGCUGCACUGUGCCAUGUGGAUGCUGUGAGACGGUUUCCCAUAGCAGUGUGGCACAUGCUGGUUAUGUGAGAAAGGGAACAUCACUAUGACUGGCGAGGAGCAUUGGCAGAAGGAGAAAUGUGGUUGUGGUAAGGGCCUAAAGAGCAGCUAUUAGUGCUCCAGGUAUCCCUCUUCAAGGGAAAACUCCAGUGCUACAAAGGCUAACCCAGUGCUGGUGUCUUCCUGACCUGCAAUGCCUGCACUGGUGACCAUCCAUGCUUUGGCCAUCUGAAGCUGGAUUAAAAAUUUAUCCCUUUGCUGUGGCUGAACACUGUUCUGAUGAUUUCUAUUAAUUAUGUUCUAUGCUGUAAUUAAUCAGGCAGCUGUUUAUUAACCUGAACAGGAUGUUGAUUACCCUUGUAAUCCUUGUAGCAGAGAAUAACAGAUCAGUUUUUCAAAGGCAUUAGUGGAGGCAUUGGUGAGGAACCAGGAAUGUGGAUAUUUACUGUCUCAGGGGUAAGAGAGGUAGGUCUGCCUUUUGUCUGUCUUCCUUUUUUUUUUCUGAAGCCAAUAUUCUGAAGUUUCUUCACCCCAAAAGAGCUGCAGUGAUCCAUCAACCACUUGAAGACAGGUUUUGAUGUGUAUACUCAGCAAUCAGAUGAAAGCUUUUGAGAGAUGAACUGCACUGUGGUAUUUAACGCUAUCCCGAUAGACUUGCUGGGAGUUCCUUGCAGAUGGAGGGACCAGAAUCAACUCUGGUGGUAACCAACUGCUCCUUGUAGAAUCAGGCACUGUGACCUGGACCAGUGCAUGUCUUCUGGGCUCUAUUUUUACUUGUUUGGGAAAAUAUUUAGUUUUCCACAUCAAGAAGAAAAACUCAUUUGUGUAAUAGCCCAUUCAGUCCUAUUAAAAUCCCUUUCUACUGAACAGGGGCUGAGUACCUCUGAAAUCAGUCAAGUGCCAAAACUGUCAUGUCCCUUGGAUCAACACCAAUGGCUCACAAGGUAUGCUAAUAAAUGGAUUAUACCGUGA
Messenger RNA from Neopelma chrysocephalum (saffron-crested tyrant-manakin), 10190 nucleotides. RefSeq names its product neurotrypsin-like. Gene Ontology annotation, cellular component: membrane. Gene Ontology annotation, biological process: proteolysis. The transcript has 15 exons. Lineage: Eukaryota; Metazoa; Chordata; Aves; Passeriformes; Pipridae. Bases 2686 to 5154 code for a protein of 822 amino acids. Gene Ontology annotation, molecular function: serine-type endopeptidase activity. The record is from RefSeq and is a predicted model, not a curated record.